AAGGUUCGUCUUCUUAUCAUAUUUCCAAAGAAGGACCAGUGAGAGCCCUGGAAGAGAGAUGGACUUUUUUUAGAAGAAACGCGGAUGCAGACCAUCGAAGAGACUUCGCUCUGAAGCUGCGAUUUUCGCGCGCUUUGGCGCAGGUGGUUGUGGGUAGCGCGCCUAGGAGGGAGAAAGGAGUGGGGGGCUUGUGAUCCCGCCGCCCGCGGGACCUGAGAAGAUGUUCGAGGACGACCCCCACGACGAGGGGGCGGCGGUGGUCGCUGCUGCCGGGGAGGCGCUGCAGGCCUUGUGCCAGGAGCUGAACCUGGACGAGGGGAGCGCCGCCGAAGCCCUGGACGACUUCACCGCCAUCAGGGGCAACUACAGCCUAGAGGGAGAAGUUAUACACUGGUUGGCAUGUUCAUUAUAUGUUGCAUGCCGCAAAAGCAUUAUUCCCACAGUUGGAAAGGGUAUCAUGGAAGGAAAUUGCGUUUCACUUACCAGAAUACUACGCUCAGCUAAAUUAAGUUUAAUACAGUUUUUUAGUAAAAUGAAGAAAUGGAUGGACAUGUCAAACCUGCCACAAGAAUUUCGUGAACGUAUAGAAAGACUAGAAAGAAAUUUUGAGGUGUCUACUAUAAUUUUCAAAAAAUUUGAGCCAAUUUUUUUAGAUAUAUUUCAAAAUCCACAUGAAGAAACACCAAAGUUACCACGAAGCAGGAAGCAGAGGAGGACUCCUUGCACUGUUAAGGAUCUCUUUAAUUUCUGUUGGACACUCUUUGUUUAUACUAAGGGUAAUUUUCGUAUGAUUGGAGAUGAUUUAGUAAACUCUUAUCAUUUACUUCUGUGCUGCUUGGAUCUGAUUUUUGCCAAUGCCAUUAUAUGCCCAAAUAGACGAGACUUGCUAAAUCCAUCAUUUAAAGGUUUGCCAUCUGAUUUUCACACUGCUGACUUCAGGGCUCCUGAAGAGCCUCCCUGCAUCAUUGCUGUACUGUGUGAACUGCACGAUGGACUUCUAGUAGAAGCAAAAGGAAUAAAGGAACACUACUUUAAGCCAUAUAUUUCAAAACUCUUUGACAGGAAGAUUUUAAAAGGAGAAUGCCUCCUGGAUCUUUCUAGUUUUACUGAUAAUAGCAAAGCAGUGAACAAGGAGUAUGAAGAAUACGUUUUAACUGUUGGUGAUUUUGACGAGAGGAUAUUUUUGGGAGCAGAUGCAGAAGAGGAAAUUGGAACUCCUCGAAAAUUCACUGGUGACACCCCACUAGGGAAACUGACGGCACAGGCUAAUGUGGAGUGUAACCUGCAGCACCACUGCGAAAAAAAAUCAUUUGCACCAUCUACCCCACUGACAGGACGGCGAUAUUUACGAGAAAAAGAAGCAGCCAUUACUCCUGUUGCGUCAGCCACUCAGAGUGUGAGCCGGCUGCAGAGCAUUGUGACUGGGCUGAAAAAUGCACCCAGUGAACAACUUGUAAAUAUUUUCGAAUCUUGUAUGCGUAAUCCUAUGGAAAAUAUUAUGAAAGUAGUGAAAGAAAUAGGAGAGACUUUCUGUCAACACUACACUCAAUCAACAGAUGAGCAACCAGGAUCUCACAUAGACUUUGCUGUAAACAGACUAAAGCUUGCAGAAAUUUUGUAUUAUAAAAUAUUAGAGACUGUAAUGGUUCAGGAAACACGAAGACUUCAUGGAGUGGACAUGUCAGUUCUUCUAGAGCAAGAUAUAUUUCAUCGUUCCUUGAUGGCUUGUUGUUUGGAAAUUGUGCUCUUUGCCUAUAGUUCACCUCGUACUUUUCCCUGGAUUAUUGAGGUUCUCAAUUUGCAGCCAUUUUAUUUUUAUAAGGUUAUUGAGGUGGUGAUCCGCUCAGAGGAGGGGCUUUCCAGGGACAUGGUGAAACAUCUGAACAGCAUCGAGGAACAGAUUUUGGAGAGUUUAGCAUGGAAUCACAGUUCUGCACUAUGGGAGGCUCUCCAAGCUUCUGCAAACAAAGUUCCUACUUGUGAAGAAGUUAUAUUUCCAAAUAACUUUGAAACAGGAAAUGGGGGAAAUAUACAGGGACAUCUUCCCAUGAUGCCAAUGUCUCCUCUAAUGCAUCCAAGGGUAAAAGAAGUUCGGACAGACAGCGGAAGUCUUCGAAGGGAUAUGCAACCAUUGUCUCCAAUUUCUGUUCAUGAACGCUACAGUUCUCCUACUGCAGGAAGUGCUAAGAGAAGACUUUUUGGGGACGACCCCCCAAAGGAAGUGCUUAUGGACAGGAUUAUAACAGAAGGAAAAAAGUUGAAAAUUGCUCCUUCUUCAAGCAUUACAGCUGAAAACAUAUCAAUUUCACCUGGGCAAAGUCUUUUAACAAUGGCCACAGCCAUAGUGACGGGGACAACAGGACAUAAAGUUACAAUCCCAUUGCAUGGUAUUGCAAAUGAUGCUGGGGAGAUCACACUGAUACCAAUUUCCAUGAACACAACUCCAGAGUCCAGAGUUGAGAGUCCUGUAUCACUUACUGCUCAGUCAUUAAGUGGUGCUUCUCCAAAACAAACUCAUCUGACUAAAGCACAAGAGGUACAUCCAGCCGGACUAAGCAGACCAAAGAGAACUGGAUCCUUAGCACUCUUUUAUAGAAAGGUCUAUCACUUGGCAAGUGUACGCUUACGUGAUUUAUGUUUAAAACUGGAUGUUUCAAAUGAGUUACGAAGGAAGAUAUGGACGUGUUUUGAAUUCACUUUAGUUCACUGCCCUGACCUAAUGAAAGACAGACAUUUGGAUCAGCUCCUGCUUUGUGCCUUUUACAUCAUGGCAAAGGUAACAAAAGAAGAAAGAACUUUUCAAGAAAUAAUGAAAAGUUAUAGGAAUCAGCCCCAAGCUAAUAGUCAUGUCUACAGAAGCGUAUUGCUGAAAAGUAUUCCAAGAGAAGUUGUGGCUUACGAUAAAAAAAUAAAUGGUGAUUUUGAAAUGACAGAUUGUGACUCGGAAGAUGGUACAAAAACACCUGAUUGUUCCAGUGUGCCAGUGAGAGAGGAAAGAGGCGAUCUUAUCAAAUUUUACAACACAGUGUAUGUAGGAAGAGUGAAGUCGUUUGCAUUGAAGUAUGACUCAUCAAAUCAGGACCAUACGAUGGAAGCUCCACCACUCUCUCCUUUCCCAUAUAUUAAGCAGCAGCCAGGCUCACCACGCCGAAUUUCCCAGCAGCACUCCAUCUAUAUUUCCCCACACAAGAACGGGUCGGGCCUUACCCCAAGGACCGCUCUGCUGUAUAAGUUCAAUGGCAGCCCUUCUAAGAGUCUGAAAGACAUCAACAACAUGAUAAGGCAAGGUGAACAGAGAACCAAGAAGCGAGCAAUAGCCAUUGAUGGUGAUGCAGAAUCACCUGCCAAACGCCUCUGUCAAGAAAAUGACGAUGUUUUGCUCAAAAGACUACAGGAUGUUGUCAGUGAAAGGGCAAAUCAUUAGUGCCUUCCCUGUUUCUGUGAUCAUAGCACUUUCAGGUUGUUUUGCAGAAAGUUGGGGCUCUGUCCUUCAAAACACUGAGCCCUGUAGAUGGUAAAUAUCACUGAGUUAAAAGAAAAACUGGAAGUGGGGGGGGGG
Molecule: messenger RNA, 3559 nt
Organism: Phyllostomus discolor (pale spear-nosed bat)
Lineage: Eukaryota; Metazoa; Chordata; Mammalia; Chiroptera; Phyllostomidae
Gene: RBL1
Product: RB transcriptional corepressor like 1
Exons: 22
Coding region: 221-3424 (1067 amino acids)
Biological process (GO): regulation of transcription by RNA polymerase II; negative regulation of G1/S transition of mitotic cell cycle; cell differentiation
Cellular component (GO): transcription regulator complex; nucleus; chromatin
Molecular function (GO): RNA polymerase II transcription regulatory region sequence-specific DNA binding
Source: RefSeq, a predicted model, not a curated record